ACCACAGGAACAUGGCGAAGCAUCAUCCUGACCUAAUUAUGUGCCGGAAGCAACCGGGAAUUGCCAUUGGAAGGUUGUGUGAGAAGUGUGAUGGCAAGUGUGUGAUCUGUGAUUCUUUGGUUCGUCCAUGCACACUUGUUCGGGUGUGGGAUGAGUGCAACUACGGAUCGUUCCAAGGACGGUGUGUUGUGUGUGGAGGGCUUGGAAUUUCUGAUGCUUAUUACUGCAAAGAGUGUACUCAGCUGGAGAAAGAUCGAGAUGGCUGUCCCAAAAUUGUCAAUCUAGGAAGUGCCAAAACAGAUCUAUUCUAUGAACGCAAAAAGUAUGGUUUCAAGAGAAGAUGAUGACUUCACUAUUAAAUUGAAUUGAAAUUUCACUUAUCUUCCUUGAAUUAUCUUCUCGUUUUGAAUAUUCAGGUUAGACGCAUUCUGCUUCAUUGUGGUAUCUCUCUUGUAUUUGACUCUUAUGAGGUUACAAUUUAA
Messenger RNA from Malus domestica (apple), 482 nucleotides. Its product is annotated as PHD finger-like domain-containing protein 5A. The record is from RefSeq and is a predicted model, not a curated record. Gene Ontology annotation, biological process: mRNA splicing, via spliceosome. Gene Ontology annotation, cellular component: U12-type spliceosomal complex; catalytic step 2 spliceosome; U2 snRNP. NCBI's taxonomy places the organism in Eukaryota, Viridiplantae, Streptophyta, Magnoliopsida, Rosales, Rosaceae.